Orussus abietinus is the source of this 611-nucleotide messenger RNA. RefSeq names its product H/ACA ribonucleoprotein complex subunit 3 (gene Nop10). Lineage: Eukaryota; Metazoa; Arthropoda; Insecta; Hymenoptera; Orussidae. The transcript has 4 exons. Gene Ontology annotation, molecular function: telomerase RNA binding; box H/ACA snoRNA binding. Bases 109 to 303 code for a protein of 64 amino acids. Gene Ontology annotation, biological process: snRNA pseudouridine synthesis; ribosome biogenesis; rRNA pseudouridine synthesis. Gene Ontology annotation, cellular component: box H/ACA snoRNP complex; box H/ACA telomerase RNP complex. The record is from RefSeq and is a predicted model, not a curated record.
GGCGCCGUAACGGACGUCAGUAACAUUCCGGCAAAGUAAGGUUAUACGGUUAUACUCUAAAUUAUUGUAAAUUACUGUUUCUUGUCAGUAUCACGUUAUCGGCUCAAAAUGUAUCUCAUGUAUUAUAUGGAUGAAAACGGUGAUCGUGUAUACACUUUGAAGAAAUUUGAUCCUUCUGGAAAGCCUACAUUCACAGCCCAUCCUGCAAGAUUUUCACCAGAAGAUAAAUAUUCAAGGGAGCGCAUAAUUAUAAAGAGACGGUUUGGACUAUUACUUACGCAACAACCAAUGCCUUCUUACUAAGUUAAACAUCAAAACCAGAAUUAACAGAUAUACAAAUGUUAAAGCGAACAUGCAGAUUACAUUGGACAAGAGAUAUCAUUAAUUUGAUUAUGAUGGAAAGAGGUAAUUCAACUCGGUACACCCACUAUUUCCUCUUCGAGAUACCUCCUGCCUUUGACAACAGAGAGAUCCGUUGCAUACAUUGUUCCCGUCGAAGCCAUUACAUAUAGGAAUAGUAAUAGAAUUAACCAAUUAUACUCAAUAUGAAUGGGAUUUAUUUACAGCUCUUCGAUACAUAUAAAAAAUAAAACUUACAUUUCAACCAUCUA